This is a messenger RNA of Aspergillus terreus NIH2624, 855 nucleotides long. Its product is annotated as SDR family oxidoreductase. Lineage: Eukaryota; Fungi; Ascomycota; Eurotiomycetes; Eurotiales; Aspergillaceae. The coding region runs from base 1 to 855 and encodes 284 amino acids. Gene Ontology annotation, molecular function: oxidoreductase activity. The transcript is spliced from 2 exons. The record is from RefSeq and is a predicted model, not a curated record.
AUGGCUCUUAUUUGGUUGAUCACCGGAGCUUCUUCAGGCCUUGGCUACUACUUGGCUCUCCAUGCCCUGGCAGCAGGCCACAAGGUCAUCGCUUCUGUCCGCAGCAAGACCAAAUCCGCCGACGCAGUGCAGACUAUUGAGUCCCACGGCGGAAAGGUCAUCGAGCUGGACGUAUGCAAAGGAAGCACCAUCCCCGAUGCCGCCAAGCAAGCCGAGAGCUUCUACGGCCAUAUUGAUGUGCUGGUCAACAACGCAGGGUACUCCCUUUUGGGUGCGGUGGAGGACAUGAGAGACGACGAGAACUAUCUCCAAUUCGAGACAAAUUUUUUCGGCCCGCUUCGCCUCAUCCGGGCUCUGCUGCCGUCUAUGCGCACGAGGGGCGGUGGCACCAUCGUGAACGUCUCCAGCAUCGCGGGACAGGACGGACUGCCGUCGUGCGGGCUGUACGCCGCCAGCAAGUUCGCGCUGGAGGGGCUGUCCGAGUCGCUGGCGCGGGAGCUGGCGCCGUUCAACAUCUCCGUGCUGGUCGUGGAGCCGGGCGCGUUCCGGACCAACUUCCUUACCGCAGCGGUCAAGAAUGAGACUGGCUUGUCCGAGGCCUAUCGCGGGACGCCCGUCGACGCGGUCCUGGGCAAGUUUGACAGCAUGCAGGGAACGCAGGUUGGCGACCCUGUCAAAGGCGUCGCCCGGGUGUUCGAGGUGGUGACGGGCGAAGGACAAGCUGGGUCGCUGAAGGGAAAGAUUCUGAGACUGCCGCUUGGGUCCGACUGCGUGGCGAGAAUCGAGGCCAAGCUGCAGAGUCUCUCGCAUGACCUGGGCGCUGCUCGUGAGGCGGCAUUGAGCACCGACUACUAG